GUUCAGUGGCUUAAUUAGACUUGCUGUACACCUGCUGAAUACCACAAGAAUGCGCAGUGUGUUGGCAAACUCGGUCCUUGGGGGGAAAGUUAAACAGAUUCAGAUUACAAAAAGGACCAGAAAGUUUGCAUCCCAAAUAAAUCGCACUGCCCAAUGCAAAUAAAACUUCCAUUGUUGCACGAAAAGUUGUUAAUCUGGGGAUUUAAAGUAGAUCACAUGUUCUGACUGAACAACAACACGAGAGUACGCGCAUUCCAGUGCGCGCUUUUCGUGCAUCGUUUUGCAUCGCAAACUGCGCUCAAAAAGAAAGUAGGCGUCGAGAUUAAACCUUAAAAAGAGACGUAUCGAUGGACUUUUGCGGAAUUAACGUUGUGUUUGUGCGGUAAAGUUUGGGCAAAACUUUUCAUUCGCGUUUGAAGAUGACGCAUUCGUACAGCCAGCGGUCUCUGGUGGUGCUCGCGCUUUUAGGGAUUUUAUCCGCAAUAAUGUCGGUAUUAUCCGUCAUUUUGAUUUUCCAGCUGCAAGCCCAACAGGCCAGCAUAAAGGAUUCUCCGACUUUUGUGUCGACUGAGAUUAUCGCAGUUUUAUUGCCCGUUUCUACAGUGCUGUCAGCGUUGUCUCUAACGCUCAACCUGAGCUCUGUGGUUUUGUGUCUGCUUCAUAGUUAUUUCACAAAUGAAAUAUGCAGAGGGACACAAGAUACACUAAGGGCCGACUGGUUCCUCUUGGAUAGCAGGGCAGUCCGACACGUGGCCAUUGGGCUGUUUUGUCUUGGCGUUUCAGUUUACCUAGCUGCUAUGUCCAUUUACAUGUUGUUGGUGUUUGAGAUCGAGACUGGAAUAGCUGGCGCUUGCGUGCUCUCCGCUGGCGUUCUCUUCCUGCUACUCAUCGUCAUUCACGUCCUUAUACAGGCUGCCUGUAGCACCAGACGUUUCCGCAAAGAACACCCUCAUACCCCGUACCAAAUGGACCCCAUUAGCCCAUCUAGAAAUCAAACGUCGAGAUUCACGGACCAGCCAAGAAGGCAGCACAGCUUAGCCAGUCUGCAUGCGCAUUUCUCAAAUCCUGCUACCGUUGAACCCAAGCAGAAACAGCAGUACUCUCCAUCCAAUGGGCCUCAUGGUCACUCCAGAGAUCAAGAAGGUUACGGCGGUGGCGGCCGGACACACCGGACCCUUACGAACGAGUCUAUCCAAGGCAAACCGUGGACGGGGGUGAACAGCGAAAUGAGAUCCGUAUUUGCUCGCAAAGCUACAGUCAAGGACUCUACUUUAGUAUAAAUGGGUAUUUAUUUAAUAUGCUAUAUAUAUCAUAAUAAUGAUUAUAAAAUGAAUUGAUGACUGAGCAUCUGUAUACUGUUGUCCUAGAUUCUGAGGGCCGAGAUAUUUAUGUGACAUGAAAAGAUAUGUGAAAUUAUUUCUUGUACAUGUAAUAUAACAUUAGAGGUGUUAACAAUCCACACUACAUGUUAAAAGGUUAAUUGUUGGAAAGUUACCGUUUAGCAAUAGUGUAGCUUUGUUUUUAGUAGUUGCAAGUCUUUUUCAUUACAUUAUGUGUAGUCAUCAAGUUAUUAUUAAAUUUAAAUAAAAGUACACAGGCUGAAAUGAAAAGUCACACUUAAAUUCCACAUAAUAACACAAUAGGGUUGCAAGUCAUUGAAGAAAAAUGCGCUAAUAAAAUAAAUAAGUAAAAUCUGCCAAAUAAUGGGAUACACGAUAAUGCUUAAAGUUUGUAAAAUACAUCUGAACUACAUUGAAGUAUAUUUAAAAACUGCAGCGAUAUGCAUAUUUGCGAUGUUUCAAUAACUCUGAUAUUUCUAUGACGUGGUUUAAGUAAACAUGGUAAAAGACAGUCCAAAAUGCCAUUUUUAAUUUCUAUCACAAUUCAACAAAAAUAGUACUACACAGACUCCUGCCCUAUAACAGCUCGACUGAAGGUUCUGUGUAAAAACCACAAGAAAACAGCUCACUUCUCAAAGUAGAAACUCGGUUGGCUGAAGACAAACUAACCUUGUAGAAACACUUCCA
This is a messenger RNA of Triplophysa rosa, 2027 nucleotides long. It is a transcript of the gene tmem221, whose product is annotated as transmembrane protein 221. The record is from RefSeq and is a predicted model, not a curated record. The transcript has 3 exons. NCBI's taxonomy places the organism in Eukaryota, Metazoa, Chordata, Actinopteri, Cypriniformes, Nemacheilidae. The coding region runs from base 420 to 1280 and encodes 286 amino acids.